Molecule: messenger RNA, 2802 nt
Organism: Arachis duranensis
Lineage: Eukaryota; Viridiplantae; Streptophyta; Magnoliopsida; Fabales; Fabaceae
Product: cation/H(+) antiporter 20
Exons: 4
Coding region: 38-2614 (858 amino acids)
Biological process (GO): regulation of pH; proton transmembrane transport
Cellular component (GO): membrane; endomembrane system
Molecular function (GO): antiporter activity
Source: RefSeq, a predicted model, not a curated record
CCUUUGCAAACCAUAAGCAGAAGGGAGAAGCAAAUAAAUGAUGGCCCCGGUGAACAUAACCUCCAUAAAAACCUCCUCAAGUGGGGCGUGGCAGGGCGACGAUCCCUUAAACUACGCCUUCCCUCUCCUUAUAGUCCAAACCACCUUGAUCCUUGUAGUCACCCGCAUCCUUGCCUUCCUCUUCAAACCCCUCCGCCAGCCCAAAGUCAUUGCUGAAAUUGUAGGAGGGAUUCUGCUAGGGCCGUCGGCAUUGGGGAGGAACAAAACCUACAUGAACAAGUUGUUCCCAACGUGGAGCACUCCCAUACUCGAAUCAGUUGCCAGCAUUGGCCUCUUGUUCUUCCUCUUCCUUGUUGGACUCGAACUCGACCUCAACUCAAUCCGCCGCAGUGGCCACCGCGCCUUCAGCAUUGCCGCCGCCGGAAUCUCUCUUCCCUUCGUCUGCGGUAUUGGCGUUGCCUUCGUCCUCCGAAAGACCAUCGACGGAGCCGACAAGGUCGGUUAUGGCCAGUUCCUCGUCUUCAUGGGCGUCGCCCUCUCCAUAACCGCCUUUCCCGUCCUCGCUCGAAUCCUCGCAGAGCUCAAGCUCCUCACCACGCCUGUAGGCGAGACCGCCAUGGCCGCCGCCGCCUUCAACGACGUCGCGGCUUGGAUCCUCCUCGCCCUCGCUGUAGCACUAGCCGGAAACGCCGACGGUAGCGGCGGCCACAAGAGCCCCGUGGUGUCCGUGUGGGUUCUCCUCUCCGGCUUGGCGUUCGUCAUUUUCAUGAUGAUGGUUAUCCGACCGGCGAUGAAGCUGGUGGCGCAGCGGUGCUCGCGGGAGCACGAUACGGUGGACGAGGCAUAUAUUUGCUUAACCCUUGCUGGAGUGAUGGUAUCGGGAUUCAUGACAGAUCUGAUCGGGAUCCACUCGAUUUUUGGCGCGUUCGUGUUCGGAUUGACGAUUCCGAAGGGAGGGGAUUUUGCGGAGAGGCUGAUAGAGAGGAUCGAAGAUUUUGUGUCCGGGUUGUUGCUGCCGCUGUACUUCGCUUCCAGUGGGUUGAAGACUGACGUGGCAAAGAUACGGGGCGGGAAGGCGUGGGGGCUGUUGGUGCUGGUCAUAUCGACGGCGUGCGCCGGGAAAAUUCUGGGGACGUUGGUGGCGGCGUUGAUGUGUAUGGUUCCGGUUAGGGAGGCGGUGACACUUGGCGUCCUCAUGAACACCAAGGGACUCGUGGAGCUCAUCGUACUCAACAUUGGAAAGGAGAAAAAGGUUCUAAACGACGAGAUAUUUGCAAUCUUGGUGCUGAUGGCAUUGUUCACAACCUUCAUAACAACCCCAAUGGUGAUGGCCAUUUACAAACCAGCACGUGGCAUCGCCAUGAAGACCCACCGCAAGCUCGGCGACUUAACCACCAACUCCGCCAGCAACGACAAGAAAGAUGAGCUCCGAAUCCUAGCUUGCGUCCAUGGCCCCGGCAACGUCCCUUCCAUCAUAAGCCUCAUUGAGUCAACUCGCAGCACCAAAAAUUCCUUCGUCAAGCUCUUCAUCAUGCACCUUGUCGAGUUUACGGAGCGAUCCUCCUCCAUCAUCUUGGUCCAACGGGUUAGAAAGAACGGCUUUCCGUUUUUUAAGCGGUCGCGCAACGGUGAGUGGCGCGACCGUUUAGCUGGGGCCUUUCAGGCCUACAGUCAAUUAGGCCGGGUCUCGGUCCGGCCCACUACUGCAAUCUCUUCUUUGCCUACGAUGCACGAGGACAUAUGCCACGUAGCGGAGGAAAAGAGAGUGACCAUGAUCAUCCUGCCGUUCCACAAGCACUGGAGGGUGGAAGCUGAUGACGAGGAUAAUGGUGGGGCCCACGAGGUGUUGGAAAAUCUGGGCCAUGGAUGGAGAGGGGUGAACCAGAAGGUUCUCAAGCACGCGCCGUGUUCUGUAGGCGUGCUAGUGGACCGGGGUUUUGGAAAUGGGUCGCAAACUCCAGGCCCAGAUAGCACGAUGGGCCAACGGGUUUGCAUCUUGUUCUUUGGUGGGCCGGAUGAUCGAGAGGCCUUGGAGUUGGGUGGGAGAAUGGUUGAGCACCCUGUAGUUAGGGUCACUAUUAUCAGGUUUGUUGAGGAAGAUGAAUUGAAUGGUAAAAAUAUUGUGUUACACCCCUCGCCAAAUGCCAAUUGCGACCAAAGUUAUAGCUUCUCAACAGCUAAAAUGAACCGUCAAAUAGAGAAGGAGUUGGAUGAGAAGGCAAUGGGAGAGUUUCGAGGGAGAUGGGGAGAGAUGGUUGGGUAUGUUGAGAAGGCAAGUGAGAAUGUUGUGGAGGAGGCACUAGGCAUAGGAAGAAGCGGAGAUUUUGAUCUUAUAGUAGUUGGGAAGGGUAGGUUUCCGUCGAGUAUGGUAGCAAAUUUGGCGGAGAGGCCGGCAGAACACGCAGAGUUGGGUCCCAUAGGGGAUGUUCUUGCAUCUUCAGGGCACGGCGUGGUGACGUCAGUGUUGGUAAUUCAACAACAUGAUGUAGCUUUGACUGAUGAGGCACCAGCAUUGAGGGUGUUACAUGGUGGCUAUGACAAUGCCAGAGGGGAUAAUGAUUCAACAUCUAGUGCUAAAGAAAUUUCAUCAGUUGACAACAAUGAUAUAGUGUGAUGGUUUUCUUUAACCUCACUUUGGUUGAUGAAAAUAGAAAGCAAAAUUACUUAUUAGUAACGCCUGUCUAAUAAUGUACAGUAUGAUGUCCUAAGAGCAAAUUAAAGCAAGCUGUUUGAAUAAUCUGUGAAGUAAUUAGUUGGGACAGGUGUUAUACAUAUUAUAGCCACAUAUGGAUCCCAUCUAAU